UGUUGCACUCGAAGUGCCCAAUCUUUACUUGCACUCGACUCCCUCUCCCUCUUUUAUCACCGUACUGCUUGACGAGGGAUUUUUAAAUUUCUUUCCUCUUUCAGGCGCCAUGGCGGGCUCGUCGUCCUGUCCGCCGUCCGGUCCGAGUCAUACGAAGUCUACCGGAGCUUCCAAGUUUCUCGCUGACCUUCCCUCCCGGGGGCUUUUCUCCUCCACCGUCAUCUCCUCAAAUCCGGGUGGGAUGCGAGUAUAUAUUUGUGACCAUGACUCAUCACCUCCAGAGGGCCAACAGAUAAAAACAAGCCAACAGAACAUAUUGAUCAGAUCGCUCAUGCUUAAAAAACAGAAGGGCGAUUCUAGUUCAAAGGAUGUGAAGGGUGUAAAUGUAACUGAGAGUUCUAGAAAGAGGGUUGCUGAAAGAGCUCCAGAUGUCAGAAAUUCAGCUAAGAGAGCAAAUAGUCAAAUCAGUUCUCAACAAGAAGGAUCAAACAGUCGAGCAUCUAGUAGGGACUUUCAGAGCUUCACAGUUGAAAGGCUUCGUGCCCUUUUGAAGGCAAGAAGUCUUUCCCCUAAAGGAAAGAAGGAUGAGCUGAUUGCACGUCUGAAAGAGGCUACUGGAUAAAGCCUAUAAUAGGAAGGAGAGAAGGGAUGGAGGUAACAAAUCUGCCAUCCCUGUUUCAACUUUGAACAGGCUUGCUUCUUUCGUUAUUUCUAGCCUGUUUGUUUUGCCCUCCACAAUUACACAUCCGGAGCAAGUAGUUCAAUUUUGUUCCUUUUGAUGUAACAUGGGAUUAGUUUACAAUGGAACUGAUGUUGAUAUCAAGGAAAAGCUGCAGACGUUGCAUUUAGUA
Carya illinoinensis is the source of this 851-nucleotide messenger RNA. RefSeq lists its product as uncharacterized. Gene Ontology annotation, biological process: positive regulation of proteasomal ubiquitin-dependent protein catabolic process. Gene Ontology annotation, cellular component: Cul4-RING E3 ubiquitin ligase complex. The record is from RefSeq and is a predicted model, not a curated record. The coding region runs from base 110 to 622 and encodes 170 amino acids. The transcript has 6 exons. NCBI's taxonomy places the organism in Eukaryota, Viridiplantae, Streptophyta, Magnoliopsida, Fagales, Juglandaceae.